Molecule: messenger RNA, 1802 nt
Organism: Galeopterus variegatus (Sunda flying lemur)
Lineage: Eukaryota; Metazoa; Chordata; Mammalia; Dermoptera; Cynocephalidae
Gene: CDCA7L
Product: cell division cycle associated 7-like
Exons: 9
Coding region: 75-1340 (421 amino acids)
Biological process (GO): regulation of DNA-templated transcription
Cellular component (GO): nucleus
Source: RefSeq, a predicted model, not a curated record
CUAAAGAAGUGGCUGACAUCUUCAACGCCCCCAGUGAUGAUGAAGAGUUUAUAGGUUUCCGAGAUGAUGUUCCCAUGGAAACCCUCUCAUCAGAGGAGAGCUGCGAUAGUUUCGACUCACUGGAGCCAGGGAAACAGCAGGAUGUGCGUUUCCAUUCCAAAUACUUCACGGAAGAGCUAAGAAGAAUUUUUAUAGAGGACACUGACUCAGAGACUGAAGAUUUUGAAGGAUUUACGCAGAGUGAUCUGAACAUUAAUAGUAACCCAGAAGUAAUGCUCGUGGAGUCAGAUUUGAGUGAUGAUGGCAAAGUGUCGCUGGUGAGCGAGGAAGAGGAGGAGGAGGAGGAAGAAAAGGCUACACAGAAGAGAAGCAGGCCUCGAGGAAGCAGCAUUGGUCUUCGAGUAGCCUUUCAAUUCCCCUCCAAGAAAUUGGCCAAAAAAUCAGAUAAAAACAGUUCUUCUGAGUCAUUGUUUUCUAGCUCACGCUUACAGGACAAUAAAAAAACAGUGCGUGGAAGCAAGAAAAGCCGCAGGCAGGGGAAGCAAAGGGAAGACUCUGCCUCCGAGUCUGAGGAUGACCCCAGGGAUGAGAGCCCGGAGGGUUCGGAUGCUCUGCUGAAAAGGACCAUGAACAUCAAGGAGAACAAAGCCAUGCUUGCUCAGUUGUUGGCAGAAUUGAACUCAAUGCCAGAUUUCUUCCCAGUACGAACCCCGACCUCAGCUUCUAAGAAGAAAACGGUGAGACGGGCCUUCUCAGAGGGACAGAUCACACGACGCAUGAACCCCACCCGGAGCGCGCGGCCUCCUGAGAAGUUUGCUCUAGAGAACUUCACUUUCUCAGCUGCCAAAUUUGCAGAAGAGUUUUACAGUUUCAAAAGAAGGAAAACAAUUAGUGGGGGGAAAUGCCAGGGUUAUAGACGACGUCACCGUAUAUCUUCUUUUCGGCCAGUGGAGGAUAUUACUGAAGAAGACUUAGAAAAUGUUGCCAUAACUGUUCGAGAUAAAGUCUAUGAUAAAGUUCUGGGUAACACGUGCCAUCAGUGUCGGCAGAAGACCAUCGACACCAAGACAGUGUGUCGGAACCAGAGCUGUGGCGGAGUGCGAGGACAGUUCUGUGGACCGUGCCUGCGGAAUCGCUAUGGGGAGGAUGUGAGAUCAGCCCUGCUGGACCCGGAUUGGGUAUGUCCUCCCUGCCGUGGGAUCUGCAACUGCAGCUACUGUCGGAGGCGGGAUGGCCGCUGUGCCACAGGCAUCCUCAUUCAUCUGGCCAAGUUUUAUGGUUAUGAUAAUGUUAAGGAAUAUCUGGAGAGCCUACAAAAGCAGCUGGUAGAAGAUAAUUAAGAGAAAAAAGAACCAACCAGCUCACUGUACAGUACUCCAACGAGACAUGCGUACUGUUUGUGUCUAAGAUUUCAUACAGUUGGGUUUUUAUGCAGAAAUUCUUUGCAGAGUUUAGUUUCUAAAUACUAUUUUUUUAAAAAAGAUGGUUUAUAUGCUUAAAAAGAUUUCUCAGGAAGACAGCAGAGGAAUCUGUAUGUGUACAUGUAUACACAGACCUGUUUGUAUAUUGAAUUGUUAAAAAUAUCUACUGAUUAAAAAAUACAAUUUAAAUGGGGCAUAGAUAAAGUUCAGGUAAGUUACAGAGAAGACAGACAUUAUAUAAGCAACUCUUUCCUUUGACACUGUUUAAUUAUCUCUGUUGCCUUUUUGCUUUUGCAAUCUUUUACUUACAAACAUACAGUAAUUGUAGGCCAAGUUUUUACAGGCGUUAAAUACCCUUUAGUUUGCUUUGUUAUGAGGGAC